CAUAUUAUAUUUAGUCCCUAAUAUGAUACUACUAUUUAUUGUUAACUCACACUUCUAAUCAAAAACAUAAAAAAGUAUUCACAUGGAUUUCAAAUAUUAUUAACAUUACUUAAAAUCAGUUAUUUGCAAAACAGCAGUGAUUAAAAGAUUGCCUAAAUACAUAGUUGAAUAACUUCGAAGAUAUGAAUGCUUAUAAAGUAUUUAAAAAUUCAUAGUUGAAUAACCCAAGAAUUCUCACUCAUUGGAUUUUGUGUUUACUUCAUUCGUGUUUUCUUAGCUAGGAGCGAUAAUUAAUUACGACUUGUAUCCGGUUUAAUCCGGUUUAAUAAGAAAACGUAGCUCCUGUUAAAUAAUCUCUAACACAAACACCAAUAAACCAACGCAUCUUCUUAUGGUCUAACCGACGUAUCUUCUUAAUCCUCUGAACUGUCUUUCUUAACUUCCCAUGUUCUUCUCCACGACCAUCUCUCUCUCCAUAUAUAUAUAGGUCGCUUCCUCUCUCUCAUUUCAUAACACUGUUCUCAGAGUGAACAAAAAAACCGAAUACCUUAAAACCGGUUUAACGAACCGGUUCCAAUGGAUCAUCUUCUGUGUGACGAGUCAUGGCUGUCGGGUCCUUCGACCCCGGAGCCUUUUCCAAACUUCCGCUUGAAUAUUCACGACGAUCACGUGGAAAUGUCUCCAGCCAUGGAUGCAGCAACGGUCGAGGAAGCCAUUUCUAUGGAUUUGGAGAAAGAAUCAUGUUUCAGUAAUCACGGAGACAAGUUUAUUGAGUUUCUUGUUUCUAAGAAUUUAACCGAUGCUAGGUUUCAAACAGUUCAAUGGCUCAUUCAGACUCGGAAUCGUUUGAAUCUAUCAUUUGAAACGAUUUUUUCCGCCGCGAGUUGUUUUGAUCGGUUCGUCUAUGCGACUAGCUGCAAUGAAUGGAGUAAGUGGAUGGUGGAGUUAGUUGCAGUAACCUCAUUAUCGAUCGCAUCAAAAUUUAACGAAGUUUCUUCCCCUUCACUUGAAGAUUUUCAAAUGGAAGGGCUAAAUCAUAUGUUUCACCAUAAGACCGUUCUUGAGAUGGAACUCAUUGUAUUGAAAGCUCUAGAAUGGCGUGUUAACUCGGUCACGAGUUUCUCUUUUUCGCAAAUACUUGUUGCUACAACCGGGAUGGGAGGAGGAGACAUAAUGAUGAAUCGUAUCACAGAUCAUUUGCUAGAUGAUUUAUGCGAUUUGAAGAUGCUAGCAUACGCACCAAGUGUAGUGGCGGUUGCGGUUGUGUUGGAUUUUUUAGAAGAGAAAUCAGCUCUAGAGGAGAAUCUUGGAAAAAUUAUGAAUCUCUUUGGAGAAGAACACAAGGUGAGAAUUGCGAAAUGUAUUAAUGUUAUGAAAUCUCGAAACGUGGAAGAGGGCUGGAGAAGAGAAGUGAAGAGUCCAGCCAGUGUGUUGCAGAGAGGAGGCGUGAUGAACAUGAACAUGAACAUUGUUUAUUACGUUGAGAAUCUUUCUGCCAUUUUUCAGAUUUUACGAUCCGAUAAGAAGAGAGAAAGAGAUAGUCACGAAGACGAGAAUCGUCCUGCAAAAAGAGUGACGUUUGUUACGUCAAAUUAAUUAUCUAUCACAUUUAUGAAUAGAAUUAUAGAAAACAUACUACAUUUUUUGUAUCAACUGUAAACUGGCAUGUACCAUUUAUCUAUUAUGUUUGACAAUAAAAGUGAAAUAUUUUUAUAUAAUUUAACAUGCUAUUGGGCAUAGUAUUGCCGAUAUGAGGAUAAUUAAAUACAAUUUAAAGGAAGAAAUAAUCCCCAUAAAUAAAUAAAUAAAAAGUCACCAUAAAUUAUCAACAUGCACAUAAUAUCACGUGUGAGUUCAACGCAUAUAUCCACAAGGACCACAACCGCAGGCUGACUUCUGAAGAUAAAAAUACUGUCGUGUGCUGUGAAAGUAAAAUCCUCUUUUUUUAGUGCGAGUGUGUCAAAGUGUAACCCACAUGUUAACUAGCGAUUCUGGGAUUCACACAAACGGCUGAGAUAUUGAACUCAGGAGCUUGCAUUGUU
This is a messenger RNA of Brassica napus (rape), 2042 nucleotides long. Its product is annotated as putative cyclin-D7-1. Gene Ontology annotation, biological process: regulation of cyclin-dependent protein serine/threonine kinase activity; mitotic cell cycle phase transition. Gene Ontology annotation, molecular function: cyclin-dependent protein serine/threonine kinase regulator activity. Bases 577 to 1596 code for a protein of 339 amino acids. Lineage: Eukaryota; Viridiplantae; Streptophyta; Magnoliopsida; Brassicales; Brassicaceae. The transcript is spliced from 5 exons. The record is from RefSeq and is a predicted model, not a curated record. Gene Ontology annotation, cellular component: cytoplasm; nucleus; cyclin-dependent protein kinase holoenzyme complex.